Messenger RNA from Anoplophora glabripennis (Asian longhorned beetle), 998 nucleotides. RefSeq names its product RNA-binding protein Rsf1. Gene Ontology annotation, biological process: mRNA splicing, via spliceosome. Lineage: Eukaryota; Metazoa; Arthropoda; Insecta; Coleoptera; Cerambycidae. Gene Ontology annotation, cellular component: nuclear speck. The transcript has 2 exons. The record is from RefSeq and is a predicted model, not a curated record. Gene Ontology annotation, molecular function: RNA binding. Bases 105 to 710 code for a protein of 201 amino acids.
UCUUCCUCAUUCGUCGUCGUCGCUUCGUUACUAUAACAAUCAAGUACUUCGUUUGUGUCAAAAAUCUUCCAACGAACACAGAUCUACGCUGCGAAAUUGGAAUCAUGGGUGACCGAUCUAGUGAUAGAGGGGCAAGAGUUUACGUAGGAGGACUAACAGACUCGAUCAAGAAGGAAGACUUAGAGGGCGAAUUCGAGAAGUAUGGCAAGUUAAAUUCAGUGUGGGUGGCUUUCAACCCCCCCGGUUUUGCUUUCAUCGAAUUUAACAACCUCACCGAUGCUGAAACAGCUUGUGACAACCUCAACGGUACAGAUUUCUUGGGGUCCAAGCUGAGGGUUGAAAUUGCCCGGGGCAAAUCUCGCAGGGGCGGUGGUUUUAGGGGUAGCAGAGGGGGGAGCCGUGGUGGCCCUCCUGGAGGUGGUUACAGAGGGGGCGGCAGCAGGGGUUACUCUGGUGGCGGUGGCUUCAGGGGUAGUCGAGGAAGCAGGCCUGGUGGAGGCAGAUUCGAUAGCUACGGAGGUGGCAGACGAGAAGGUGGAGGUGGCGGCGGUGGCGGCCGGUUUGGUGGCAGGGACUUCAACAGGAGGAGUGACUCUUACAGCCGGGAUAAUUUCGGUGGCAGAGGUGGUGGCGGUGCAGGUGGUGGAGGCCGCAGGUUCGAUGACAGGUAUCGGUCCAGGUCCCCCAAUGCCGGCAUGCCGAGACACUAGAGAAUAUAAUAAGACUUAUUUUUCCCUUUAACUUUUAAUUUAUGAUAUGUAUUUACCUUAAGUACUGAUGGAAUAACGGAGUGUAAUAUUCAUGUAAAAUGUAUUCGCUACGUCCCCACAAUCGACACGAGCAGUAUUUGCAUAUCUAUUAUAUUGUGUUAUUUUGUAUGAGUCACUUUAAGUUAUUUAAGGAACAAAGGUUGUAUGUAACCGUGUUAUGUACAUAUUUUUUAGUAUCUUAUUCUUUUGUCAUACAAAAAUGUUCACAAAAUAAAAAAUUAAACUGAU